AUGACUAAUUUGCCAGUUACUGAAACAGAAUUAGCUUCUAAGACUCAAGGUAAACUAGUAAGUGGUAGAAUUUGGAAACAUACUAAAGAACCAUUAAGAGCCAGCAGUCGUGUUGUUAAAAACAAGACAUUAACCUCAUGGGAUCUAAGGCAAAAAAAGAGAUUGGAGCAACAACAAUUUAAAGCCAGAAUCCAGGCCUUAAAAGAUGAGAAGGCAGAUGCCCGUAAACAAAAGAUACAGGCGUUGAAAGAAAGAAGAGAAAAGAAGGAAGAAGCUGAAAGAUAUGAGCGCUUGGCAGCCAAGAUGCAUGCUAAAAAGGUUGAUAGAAUGAGAAGAAGGGAAAAGAGAAACAAAGCCUUGAAAGAACGUUAG
This is a messenger RNA of Henningerozyma blattae CBS 6284, 372 nucleotides long. It is a transcript of the gene CGR1, whose product is annotated as Cgr1p. The record is from RefSeq and is a predicted model, not a curated record. The transcript has a single exon. Lineage: Eukaryota; Fungi; Ascomycota; Saccharomycetes; Saccharomycetales; Saccharomycetaceae. Bases 1 to 372 code for a protein of 123 amino acids.